Messenger RNA from Chinchilla lanigera (long-tailed chinchilla), 2567 nucleotides. It is a transcript of the gene Shb, whose product is annotated as Src homology 2 domain containing adaptor protein B. The record is from RefSeq and is a predicted model, not a curated record. Lineage: Eukaryota; Metazoa; Chordata; Mammalia; Rodentia; Chinchillidae. Gene Ontology annotation, molecular function: phosphotyrosine residue binding.
CGCGGGUCCUGGCUGAGGCGGAGGCUGCCCCUCCGACGGGGCAGGCAGGAGCGCGCUCCGCGGCGGGGCGCACGGCCGGAGCGUCCGCGGCGGCGGCUGCUCUGGCCCGGUGCUCUAGGCGGUCGCCGACUGAGACCCUAUGAGACGCGCUCGCGGGGGGCGCGAGACCCGAAGCCCAGGCGGCGCGCGGCGUAGGCGGAGAACAGCGCUGCAGCUGCUGGGGUCCGAGAGCGGCCGGCAGGAGGCGGCGGCGGCGAAGGCGAGAACUUGAACUUGGCGUCCGGAGCGGGCGCCCCGGACGCCCUCCGCCGGGGCCGGGGCGCCGAGGGACCUGGGUUGCAGCGUUGGCCCCCGGAUGGCCGCGGCGGCGGACCGGGCUCCCGCGCCGCGGCCCUAGGCGGCCUCUCGCCAUGGCCAAGUGGCUGAACAAAUACUUCAGCUUGGGCAACAGCAAGACUAAGAGUCCCCCGCAGCCGCCGAGGCCCGACUACCGCGAGCAGCGGCGCCGGGGUGAGCGGCCCUCGCAGCCCCCCCAGGCCGUGCCGCAGGCCGCCUCGGCGUCCUGCGGUCCGGCGGCCGCCUCCUGUUUCUCGGCCUCGUCGGGCUCGCUGCCCGACGAGAGCGGCAGCACGAGUGACCUCAUCCGUGCCUACCGCGCGCAGAAGGAGCGCGACUUUGAGGACCCCUACAACGGGCCCGGCUCGUCGCUGCGCAAACUGCGCGCCAUGUGCCGCCUGGACUACUGCGGCGGCGGCGGGGAGCCCGGAGGGGGCCAGCGCGCCUUCUCGGCCUCGUCCGCGUCGGGCGCCGCCGGUUGCUGCUGUGCCUCCUCCGGCGCCGGCGCUGCCGCGUCCUCGUCGUCGUCCUCCGGCUCCCCGCACCUCUACCGCAGCAGCAGUGAGCGGCGGCCCGCCACGCCUGCCGAAGUGCGCUACAUCUCCCCAAAACACCGACUCAUCAAAGUAGAGAGCGCCGCCGUGGGCGGGACUGGGGACCCCCCAGGGGGGUCCUGUUCGGGCGGCCGCACCUGGAGCCCGACUGCCUGCGGAAGCAAGAAACUGCUCAACAAGUGCGCCGCCUCGGCCGCGGAGGAGAGCGGGGCCGGCAAGAAGGACAAGGUGACCAUAGCCGAUGACUACUCUGAUCCCUUUGAUGCCAAGAAUGACCUCAAGAGCAAAGCAGGAAAGGGGGAGAGUGCAGGCUACAUGGAGCCCUAUGAGGCCCAGAGGAUCAUGACAGAAUUCCAGAGACAGGAAAGCAUCCGAUCCCAACACAAAGGCAUCCAGUUGUAUGACACCCCUUACGAACCUGAAGGCCAAAGUGUUGACUCGGACUCGGAGAGCACGGUCAGCCCCCGAUUGCGGGAGAGCAAGCUGCCCCAGGAUGAUGACAGGCCUGCUGAUGAAUAUGACCAGCCGUGGGAAUGGAAUCGAGUCACCAUCCCUGCCUUGGCAGCCCAGUUCAAUGGCAGUGAGAAACGGCAGUCAUCCCCCUCGCCCUCGCGGGACCGGCGGCGCCAGCUUCGUGCUCCUGGAGGGGGCUUCAAGCCUAUCAAGCAUGGGAGCCCCGAGUUCUGUGGGAUCCUGGGAGAAAGAGUGGAUCCUGCGGUCCCAUUGGAGAAGCAAAUCUGGUAUCAUGGAGCCAUCAGCAGAGGGGACGCCGAGAACCUGCUGCGCCUCUGCAAGGAGUGUAGCUACCUCGUGCGGAACAGCCAGACCAGCAAGCAUGACUACUCCCUGUCACUGAAGAGCAACCAGGGCUUUAUGCACAUGAAACUGGCCAAAACCAAAGAGAAAUAUGUUCUGGGUCAGAACAGCCCCCCAUUCGACAGUGUCCCGGAAGUCAUCCACUACUACACCACCAGAAAGCUACCCAUCAAAGGAGCUGAGCACUUGUCCCUCCUGUAUCCUGUGGCUGUGCGGACCCUGUGAACGGACCAGUCCCUCUCUGCUCUGUGACAGAGCCCAAGACUUGGAGAAGCCGGCAGGGCACCGACAACCCCACCGUGUUGCCAGCUGUGUCCAGUUUGUGUCGUGUGUAUGGUACUAGCACACCACUGCAUGUCUUAGAGUGCUGUUGCCACUGACUGGGGCCAGAGAAGGCCUGGGUGGAGGCUGAGGGAGGCCCCCACACCACCCCAGUCCCCACCCCCACCCCUCCUAGAGUUUCUGUGAAUUAAGUAUUUGCAAUCCAAAGAGAUGCCUUACAGGGUGAACAAAGGCAGCAGCUCUGGGUGGGGCUGGAGCUCCCUGGGCUGCGUCUCUUUGUUCUCCAGCUGUCAGGAACUCACACCUGUGUACUGCAAAGUUUCCCACCCACCCACCAGUGCUGGGAGCCAGAGGCUGGCUCUGAGAGCCCAGGGGCCCAGCCGCCCCUCCGGUGUGGAGUCUCUGUGAGUGUGCGCAUGAGCACAGACUUGUGCGAGCAUGUGGUCACACAUGCGUAAGUUCCAACCUACAUUUAGUCUCUCCGUGUAAUCAUUAGAUCUUCAAGGAAUCAUUGUGCAGUCAAAAAAGGAUGCAAUUAUUUAUGAAUAGGGUGUGUAAAUAAAAUAGUCAUUUAAUAUA